Messenger RNA from Aedes albopictus (Asian tiger mosquito), 2819 nucleotides. RefSeq names its product protein SERAC1. Lineage: Eukaryota; Metazoa; Arthropoda; Insecta; Diptera; Culicidae. The record is from RefSeq and is a predicted model, not a curated record. Bases 304 to 2775 code for a protein of 823 amino acids. The transcript has 5 exons.
GGGAGCUCAUUCCAAAUCAAGAAACGCCAGGAAUCGGAAGUGUUUUUCAUUCGGGAGGAGGAAAAUCCUCUUCUAAGGAAGUGAUAGCCUACAGCUGCAGCUCAGUUGAAUUUUGUGGACAUUGAUUGAGAGUGAAGCUAAAAGACUGUGAUAAAAUUGCUACUAGUGAAGUGAACAGCAGCUAAAAGUGCUUCAAGGACAUAUUUCCAGUGGACUGAAAAUCGAGAGUUUGGACUCUGUGAAGUGAAGAAUUAGUUCGGGGAGUGUUGUGAAGGACUAUAAUGCGAUUCUGAAUACAGAAUUAUGUACCACGACUUGAAAUUGUACAACAAAUUGUUCGGUGGAUGUGGACUGGCUUCGUUCAUUGGCCUUGUGGGCUAUGAGGCUUACCGUACGUACUCAGCAGUGAGUAAUCUGGUGGACACCCGAGUGCUCGACAUUGACCGGAAACGUCCGGACUACAUCUACAUCAAGCAUCAUAUCUACAGACAGUCGCUACAGGAACAGCUGGAACAGGAAAAAGAGAACAGCCGGUUGGUGAACGUGGUGGUGCAGCCUUUCGGCAAGUGGUGGAAGGCUCUGAAGCACUCGGUGGCUUGGAGGUUGCUUAAAAUUGCCCAGGAGGGUGAGCAGAGCGAUCGGUUGAAGGCCAUCAAGCAACUUGCACUUAUUGAUCAUCUGAAAGAUUGGGACUUCCAGCACUUGGCCCAGUUGUGUGACGCUCAAACGGCGGUAUCUUUGGCUCGUUCGAACUGUGAUUCCCGUUGGUUCCUGCCGCCACGUCAGUAUGGAGUGGAAAAAUCGGCCCACGAAGUGUUGGCCAGUAUCAAAGGUCUCAUUGAAAAGCUAGCACCGCACCGUUGCGCUGAGUAUGCGCUAGAACAUACGUUUACAUCCCAUCAGAUUAAGGAACCCGUCGGAGACGAUGUGGUAGAUCAUAGGCUGUAUGUCUCUCGUUUCGAAAAUGAGCAGCUCAAGCAGGCACUCAAUGCCUUGGUACAUCUGACCACUGUGGAGGAGAACUGCCGCAAAAUCAUCGAUGCCGGUGGAUUGAUGGAACUGAUCGAAGUGGAGAAGCUGUAUUCCGACAACAUCGAUAUGAAGCUGACUUUGGCCAGAAUCAUUGCCAACCUGUCCGUGCAUGGAGAUCGUGCUUAUGAUUUCUUCGCCAGUGGUUGGAUCAACAUUCUGUCUAAAUGGCAGAAGGACGUUGACAUGCGAAUGCAGGUGACGACGGAUCUCACUCUCUCGAAUCUGGAUCGUGACGAUCCAAAUAGUUUUAGCUAUGAGUACAAUGUAUACCCUCUAUACCCGAAAGGGCGGAGGAAAAACAAGCCAGAUGUGGAUGUCAUAUUUGUUCAUGGACUGUUAGGAGGUGUGUUCGUGACGUGGCGACAAAAGGAUCUCAAACCACAGGCGGCCAGUCUUCUAGGUAAGAAACAUACUGCUGUUAGUCUAAGAUCCUCGGGUGCCAAAGCUAGAAACAAAAAUGAGACUCCGGCGACUCUCACUACUGCGACAACUACCGCGAACACAAUGGCCAAAACCAUAGAGGGCAAUUCUACCCCUAAUUCGCUGCCAAUCCGACGACGACUGUUCAAUUGGUCUGCUAGAAAGUCUUCCUUCGAUGAUGACGAACAAGCCAGUAGGGCCCACGCAAUAGAGGGUAUUGCAUCUUACAACGACGCAGAGCUGCUCACCCUUCAGCCGACACCGCCAAAAUUUCAACCCUCGAUCAGCGACACGGCCACCAAAGAACUCAUUCAAGCACUCCAAGAGGACGAACCACUCUCCUCGGAAUGGUCCGUCGUUUUUCCCGAUCUUCCACUGGUAGCAGACGAAAAGUACACCAGCCCAGGUGUCCAUAAAAACUUCGAAGGACGCUACAGUGUAUCCGGUGACAAGUGGCUCCAGGAACCGCUGGGCGACGAAUCCAUCGGACGGUCCUUCUGCUGGCCCAUGGAGUGGCUGCCCAAAGACUUCCCCAACAUUCGCGUGAUCGGUCUCAACUAUGAAUCAUCGCUGUCGCAGUGGUCGGCCAGCGGUUGUCCAUGCGAGAAGUACGACGGAAAGCUGGAAAAGCGUGCCGCGGAAUUCUUGAGAAAACUCGCCAGAUCCAACAUCGGACAGGAUCGACCCGUCGUUUGGGUCGGCCAUUCGAUGGGAGGACUGCUGAUCAAAAGUAUUAUGAACCAAGCGGCCGCCAGCGAUGAUCCAGCAGUUCGCCGCAUAGCCCAGAACUCACGUGCAGUUAUGUUCCUUGGAACGCCCCACCGUGGAAGUGCCAUUGCCAAGCUGAAGCAGCACACUUCCGCUUUAGUUUGGCCCUCGGUUGAAGUCCGCGAACUGGAGGAGAACUCUCUUCACCUGCUGCAUCUUCACAAAACGUUCCUCAAAACCAUCAGUCAACUGCCAAAGAAGCCGGAGAUUGUGAGUGUCUGCGAGGGCAGCGCCACCGUGCUGACCUCGUUUAAGUUGCCAUUGCACAUUGUUCCGGAGAAAUCGGCUCGUCUGGAUGAAGGAGAUUUCUACCUGAUAAAGGAGGACCACCUCAGCCUGAGCAAACCGAUGUGCAGACAAUCAUUCCUCUACCAGAGGCUAAUCAGCACGAUUUGGUGCGCGAUGCAGUCGGCCAAGGAGGCAGGUGAAACGGAAGAGGAGCAUGGUUCCGGUAGAAGCAAGACUGCGGAAAGUGGAAAGAGGUCUAGCUCUGUAUUCAGUGAUGUCUACCGCAAGUUGGGGCAGUUGGACAGAGUAUUCAAUAUAUUUCUCUAGAUAAAAUUCCUCAGUACAAUGUGCGUUUAUGUUCUUUUGUUACG